Molecule: messenger RNA, 702 nt
Organism: Nicotiana tabacum (common tobacco)
Lineage: Eukaryota; Viridiplantae; Streptophyta; Magnoliopsida; Solanales; Solanaceae
Source: RefSeq, a predicted model, not a curated record
AUGGGAUUAUCAGCUCGUUUUCUUGGGUGUUUUCUUUUAGUUGUUCUGUUUGUUGAUUGUGUGGUGUUUGCUGAUGUUAAUGGAGUUGAAGAUGAGAAGUUCCUCUUUGGGCAUAAACGUCCAAAGUAUGGGAAACGUUUUGGACGUAAAGGUUUUGGACAUGGGGGAGGUUUAGGUGGAGGUGCUGGUGGUGGUCUCGGAGGUGGAGGUGGAUUAGGAGGUGGUGGUGGGCUAGGACAUGGUGGAGGUCUAGGUGGUGGUGCAGGUGGAGGUCUUGGUGGCGGUGCAGGUGGGGGUUUAGGUGGAGGAGGUGGUCUUGGAGGUGGUGGUGGACUAGGUGGAGGAGGCGGACUUGGUGGGGGUGGUGGAGUAGGUGGCGGAGCUGGUGGUGGUGUUGGCGGUGGAGCUGGAGGAGGACUUGGUGGAGGUGGUGGAUUUGGUGGUGGUGGUGGAGCUGGUGGAGGAGGAGGCAUAGGUGGAGGUGCAGGUGGUGGUUUUGGCGCAGGUGGAGGUGCUGGAGGUGGUUUAGGUGGAGGUGGAGGCGGAGGCUUUGGUGGUGGUGGAGGUGGUGGCAUUGGUGGUGGUGGUGGUGCUGGAGGAGGGUUUGGAGCUGGUGGAGGCGUUGGCGGAGGUGGCGGUUUAGGAGGUGGAGGUGGUGGUGGCUUUGGUGGUGGAGGAGGCAUUGGUGGUGGUAAGCAUUGA